This is a messenger RNA of Nicotiana attenuata, 1673 nucleotides long. RefSeq lists its product as uncharacterized. The coding region runs from base 739 to 1431 and encodes 230 amino acids. The record is from RefSeq and is a predicted model, not a curated record. The transcript has 4 exons. NCBI's taxonomy places the organism in Eukaryota, Viridiplantae, Streptophyta, Magnoliopsida, Solanales, Solanaceae.
GAUGAACCCUAGAGUUGAAAGGUCAAACUGAAGUGUUCAGAACAGUUGAAGAAUUGACAUCAUCGGUUUUCUUACGUCUUGGUUCUUGGUGAUUAUUCUUAUAUGAUGCCUCCUAAAGGAAGAAAGAAUCGUCGAAGUUUAGGUCCUGACGUCAUUAGCAACCUUCCUGAUACUGUAAUCUAUGUCAUUCUGAUGCGUUUGCCUUGUAAAGAUGCUGUGAGAACAAGCAUCUUAUCGGAAAAAUGGAGGUAUCACUGGUGUAGACUUACAAAGUUGAAGCUUGAUGAAUCUCUUUGGAAAACAAAAACGGAUAAACUAUACCUUACAGUUAAAUUUACAAAGAUUAUAUAUCAAAUUUUGACCCUUCAUGAAGGACCCAUUACUAAGUUCAAGCUUGACGUUGCUCGUUCGAAAAGAUGUCCUACGAUUGACAACUUCAUAUAUUUCCUCUCAAGGAAUGACAUUCAACAUCUUGUUCUUCACUUUCCAUGGGAUAAGAUAUACAAAAUGCCUUCUUCACUUUUUGAAUGUUCGCAGCUUAGGCAUUUGACUCUUCAUGAUUGCUCAAUACAUCCUCCAUCAGCCUUUAAAGGAUUUUGAAGUUUAGUUAGCCUGGAAUUGUUUAGGGUCACAAUUUCUUUUGAGUUGCUCAAAAGUUUAAUAAAUCAUUGCCCGUUGCUUGAGCAGUUGGUGUUGGACGUCUCAGAAAUUUUAAACAUAAUUGAGAUUAAUGCCCCCAUGCUGAAAUCCUUUGAUUUCACAGGCAGUAUAAGUUCUCUCUGUCUAAAGAAUGUCCCUCUUCUGACAAAAGCAUCUCUGCACUUAUGUCGAGGUUCUUCUAUGGAAGCAGAGAACUUUUAUCUUGCAAAAUUUUUCGAGUCUUGUUUUGCUCUCGAGCACCUCAGCUUGUACUUUGGUGACAAGUUUGAUGAUGCAGGUGCAGAUCAAGCACCAACAAGGCUUCCCUUUGAUCAUAACCGUGUCAAGCAUUUUUACGUGCCUUGUAUGAACCUGAGGGAAUCAUAUAAGUUGUCAUAUUAUCUUUGCUUGAUAAGAAGCUUCCCAUACUUGGAGUCAUUCGAAAUUGAGGUUCUUGAUCAUCAUGAUGCUGGUGUUGUAGAAUCGCUUGAACUCGAACGUUUCUUGGAUGUGAUAUUUAAUCACCUCAAGGAAGUUAAGCUAAAAAUCUUUUCAGGAAUGACACAUGAAAUGCAGCUUAUCAAGCUUUUCUUAGCCAAGUCCCCAGUGUUGGUAAGAGUGCUAAUUGAUCCAUCGUAUCUAUGUAUCAUAAAUCUCAUAUCUCUUGACAGAAGAUCAGAAAUAUUCGCCGAGUUCUCAAACUUUUUCCGUGCAUCACCUAAAGCAGAAGUAGUCUACAUGUAUUUGGAUAACCAAACAAGUAGAUUUAAUCAGAUUGUGAACUUCGACUGAAAUGUUUUGGAAGUUACAAUUGAACAGUUUGCAACAAAUGUUGAUGUAGUAGUAUAACACUGUGUUUUGCCUUGUCGUAAUUAGGGGUGGGCAUUCGGUCGUUUCGGUUAUUCGGUUUUCGGUUUUGUAAAAGUAGUAACCGAAACCGAACUGAAAUAAGUUCGGUUCAGUUCGAUUUUUCUAAUUUCCGUUCGGUUAUUUCGGUUUGAACAUUAUCAUAUUGGACUCCUUCUAUUUAAUAA